AUGAGGCGGUGUGUAGCUUAUGUCCAGUUGAAAGUGGGUAAGAUCACACCGUCGUUGUGGUGUGUUACAAUACAUCACACUCGACGCUCAGUAGCACUUCCAGACCCACACUCAAUUCUCACAUCACCCGCAGGGCUUUUUGCUCUCAUGAGCGGAAGAGGAAGCACUUCGUACGACAAUACAAGCUGUCCGAAAGGCGUAAAGAUGUCGGGGGGCCGAAGAAGAAGAAGAACAGAACACGGUAAUGGAGACGGAGAUGGGGAUAAGUCCUCCGCAGGGAAGGGUGCUUUCUUUAACCGGGAUGCUCUGUCCCUGGCGGUUCUCAUUCUUCUGUUGGCCGUCACUUGGGAAGCCCUCGUUUCCCAAAAGCACAUCUUCAUCAACAAGCUAAAAGAGUGGGUAUUCCUUACUCUCGAAGUGCGCUCCUCCCGUGAGGAGUACGCAAUGAUCAUGGAUUGGAUGGGGCAACAACCUCAGGGUAAAAGGGCACGCAACAUAUCGUUGAUGCCUAUUUCGGUUAUGAAGGAAUCAUCUAAUGAAAACGAGAAUGAAGCCAUGAGAGGCUGCAGCGAGGAUGAGUGCAGCAGUUGUGGCUUCGUGCCGGGUUUUGGUAGCCACUACAUGAAAUUUGAAGGUACCCGUCUGUGGAUCACCCGCUCCAUCGACACUACCAAGCAGUACCGUUCAUCACCUCACAUGGACAGGGAGGACGAAGUGUUGCGGUUAGUAUUUUUUACUCGUGACCGUGAUGUUGCCCGCAGGUUCAUGGAGAAGGUACGUUUGUCGUGGGAGGAGCGGUCGAGAGAUACGGUUCGCGUGUACCUUCCCGGUGGUUGGGGAAACCGUUGGGAGUUUCUUUCGCGGCGGCUGAGGCGGCCGCUCUCCACAUUGCAUUUGCCGGAAAGCACAACUACCAUUGUUGAUGAUGCGAAAUUCUUUUUGUCCUCUAGGGAUCUGUACAUGUCACUGGGCGUUCCCUGGCGCAGGGGAUACCUCUUUGAAGGGGCUCCUGGGACGGGGAAGACAAGUUUUAUCCUUGCCUUAGCGAGUGAACUUUCCCUUCCCGUCUAUCUCCUGUCAUUGCAGUCGAAGGAACUUGAUGAUUCUACGCUUAUAAAGUUGGUCAACUCCGUUCCACCCAGAAGUUUGCUUGUCGUAGAGGAUUUGGAAGCGGCCAUCAAGUCGCAAGUGGUUAGAGGCGAAGACAUCUCCUCCGCGAAUGUUGUUUUCAAUACAGAGGUAGGCGGGGGCAGGGACUCUGGUGUUUCGUUGAGUGCCUUGCUGAACGCCAUUGACGGGAUCGCGAGCAGUGAGGGAAGGAUUUUGGUUAUAACGACGAAUGAAACAAUGCGCCUCCCGGCACCUCAGGCACUUCUAAGGCCCGGGAGGAUCGACCGGCGAGUCUGCUUCGGUCCUUUAGACGCCACCAUCAUGCAGGAGAUGCAGCAUUCCUUCCUGCAUUUGGUUAAACCAUUCUGUGCUGAUCGCGAAGGUAGUCGCGUAACACUUGAGGAUUGCGGUGUCGGCGCUUUGGGAACAACCCCGGCAGAACUGCAGAAUCAAUUUCUUGCCGCUAUUUACAGAAAAUGUCGUCGAUGA
Molecule: messenger RNA, 1599 nt
Organism: Trypanosoma brucei brucei TREU927
Lineage: Eukaryota; Euglenozoa; Kinetoplastea; Trypanosomatida; Trypanosomatidae
Product: ATP-dependent chaperone, putative
Exons: 1
Coding region: 1-1599 (532 amino acids)
Molecular function (GO): ATP binding; ATP hydrolysis activity
Source: RefSeq, a predicted model, not a curated record